AUGAUCACUCAUUUCAAAUCAAAAUGCGACUUUGGUGAAAACUGCGAAAAAGAAUUAGCUCCAUACUAUGACACUUGCAAAAUAAAAAACAGUUUUGCCUUGACAUUCGAUGAUGGACCGCAUAAGGAUGCAAAGUCUACAUUCUUUGUGUGUGGACAUACGUAUUCAUGUAUAUAUGACAAUGCAGAAACACUACGCCGCGCGUAUUUAGCUGGUCAUCAGAUUGCUCUUCACACAUGGUCACAUCCAAACCUCAACACAUUAACCCGCUCUGAAAUCCACUCGGAACUAACUAGCCUUGAGACUGCACUCCGCAAAAUAAUCGGAGCGGUUCCUCGUUAUUUCCGUCUUCCUUAUGGUGCGGGUGCUUCCAAUGCGACGCUAAUGAACGUGUUGCGUGAAUAUAAUUAUACCGUUAUCGGAUGGGAUAUCGAUUCUGGUGAUUCGGUCGGAAGCACGGUAGAGACAAGCAAAAUGCAAUAUACAAAUGUCUUGAAAUGGAUGUGGUUAAAACGACGAUCACAUAUUUCAUUGAACCAUGACCCUAUCGAGAGCACGUCGAAAAUAUUGAUCAAUUGGGUUAUCAAGUAUAUCAGAGGAUUUGGGUAUGAGUUUAGGACUAUUGGUGAGUGUUUGGGAGAGAAAGAUUGGAGGAGUUGGUAUAAAGAGAUUACAACUUCGCAAGAAAGAGAUGAAACUUGGGUGUGUUAA
Molecule: messenger RNA, 711 nt
Organism: Paraglomus occultum
Lineage: Eukaryota; Fungi; Glomeromycota; Glomeromycetes; Paraglomerales; Paraglomeraceae
Source: the annotation of a GenBank genome assembly